GAGCUCAAUAAAGUUCCAUCGGAUAACUCAAAGUAUCAGGAAGCAUCUGAUCCACAGAAUGUAGAAACUUCAGCACAUAAUUCACUGAAGGAAGAAUCUGUUAAACUAAUUAGUUCACCCAGUGUGCAGAACAAGUCACUGAAGGAAGAAUCUGUUAAACUAAUUAGUUCACCCAGUGUGCAGAACAAGUCACUGAAGGAAGAAUCUGUUAAACUAAUUAGUUCACCCAGUGUGCAGAACAAGUCACUGAAGGAAGAAUCUGUUCUACUAACUAGUUUACCCAGUGUGCAGAACAAAUCAUUAAAUUCACAACAAGACACUUGCAGUAUUGUUGAACCAAUCUUCAAGCCACCUCAUCUUAGGUCAAAGAAACCAUUUCGAAGACUUGAAAUCCAAGAAAUCGAAAGUGACUGGUUUGAUCCCAUCUCUAAGUUGCAAGGCUCUCAGCAACCUUUAGUAUGUCAUGAAGCUUCUGUGAAGCCACUUUCUGAGCCAUCAAAUGCUGUAGAAUAUACAGUAAAUACAACCAGCCAACAGCAAAAUGUCCCACCAAAACCUUCACAUGCAGUUACACAGGAUGUGAAAGAUUUAACUUGUGUCCAGGUAAUCCCUGGAUGCCCCCACACUGCUUUCCAGUUUCAAGCUGAUUGGAGAAAGCUUCGACAUUCUAAAGACAAACUGUUUGAAUACUUAAAGCAAAUCUCACCAGAGAAAUACCCUGAGAUUUUCAAGCACUCCUUAGAAACAGAAGUUUUUUCAGAUAUCAUCUCACUCUUAAAGAGCCAUUUCCUAAAAGAACAACUGGAUGUUCUACCAUAUUUGAAAAACUUGACAGAAAUUGGCAGAUUUAAUACACUUGUGAUGUUUUUAUCAUCUGAAGAUUUACAAGGUAGAGCAUUUAUUCCUGUAAUGUAA
Limulus polyphemus (Atlantic horseshoe crab) is the source of this 915-nucleotide messenger RNA. RefSeq names its product RNA polymerase II-associated protein 3-like. The transcript has 4 exons. The annotation marks the transcript as partial. The record is from RefSeq and is a predicted model, not a curated record. Lineage: Eukaryota; Metazoa; Arthropoda; Merostomata; Xiphosura; Limulidae.